Sitodiplosis mosellana (orange wheat blossom midge) is the source of this 1376-nucleotide messenger RNA. Its product is annotated as ankyrin-3-like. Gene Ontology annotation, molecular function: protein binding; aspartic-type endopeptidase activity. Lineage: Eukaryota; Metazoa; Arthropoda; Insecta; Diptera; Cecidomyiidae. Gene Ontology annotation, biological process: proteolysis. Bases 266 to 1303 code for a protein of 345 amino acids. The transcript has 8 exons. The record is from RefSeq and is a predicted model, not a curated record.
AAUUUAAUCAGAUUAACAUUUCAAUUUAGAUACGACUCAAAAAUCACUUUCGAAAGAAUAACAUUACACUUUGAACACGAACUUCGUCGAAAAUGGAAUGUCAUUUUUUUUUCGUUGAGUUGAUAUGCAGAAUUUGAACCCUCACGCAUUUGUCAGAUUGGUUUGAAUUUCCGUUUUUAAAUGAUUGAAUGACGUUUGAUUUUGACGCAAACAUUUUGUUUUGACACGCAUAUUUUUUCGAAAUAAUAUAAACAUCAACCAAAAAAUGGCUAGUGAAGAGAAUCGUGGUUUUGCUUUGAAUCGAUCGAAAAAGGCGAAGCUGGACAGCUUUGAAACGCUCAUGCAAUCGAUUGAACGUGGCGAUAUUGAUGCGGUAAAGGUGAUACUAGUCGAUGUUUGUUUGGCCGACAAAGUGAAUGAGCUAGGCGAGUCUCCUUUGCACAUUGCCGUCAAGAAAAACGAUUUGGAGAUGGUCAAGUGCUUGCUUACUGUUUGCCCAAUGAUUAUCAACAACAGAACAAAAGCACAUCGGUCAGCGUUGCACAUGGCAGUGGUGAACAAUUCCGAGGAAAUUGUUAAAUUUCUGAUUGAUCGUGGCGCAUCGCUGGAAAACCUGGAUAUCAUGAAAAGAACGCCACUUUUCAACGCGGUCGCUGAGGGUCAUGCGAAUCUUGUCAAGCUGUUGCUGGAUAAGGGCGCUGAUUCAAGUGUCGUUGAUAAGAAUGGAUACGGCAUGAUGUUAUGCACCGAUUCCGAUGUCAUUUCUGACAUGCUGUGCGAGUAUAGAGACAAAGCCAUCGAACGGACUUUUAAUGAAAAUUUGACCGCUUUCAUACAGUCAAACCUGGUAUCGAAUGAACCGAAACCUUCGACUUCGUCUGCCAACCGACCAGAAGUUGAGAGACGCAACGGCGUGCCUAAACGGUGUGCGAUGAGCAACGACAAUACAUCUGACGUACUCGAAUCGUUUGCUUUGGAGCCGACAACGAUCAUCGUUCGAGGUGUUGACUCGCAUCCUUCAACGAAUCGACUUCCGUUCCGUCAAAAAAUGCCAAAACUUGUCGCGGCACCAGUGUCAUUGUUGCGCGUAAAUAAAGCUGACACCGUUUCAACUGAACGGGCGAACAGCUCAAGUGGGAAUGGUGCUGAUGCUUUGUUCACGAAACUCCUGGGCCUACAGGCAGAGAAGCAUCGGCUCGAAGCGGAAAAGCUUCGGAUUCAGAAGGAAAGUAUCAGGAAUCAGGCGCAAAUUGAUCUCCUGAUGGACAUUUUACAACAACAACAACCAGCGAACGAUUCUUAAAAACUCAAAUGCCAAUGUUUUUGACAUGAAUUGAUUUUUAGCACUACAUGAAAUGUAGAGCUACUAAUCUGCU